AUGUCCCGCCCCAAGGUCGUCGUCGCCCGUAAUCUCGGUCCAGAUGUGAUGCCCCUAUUCAACCGCUCGGACCUUGAUGUAGUCGCCUGGCACUCCGAGACGGAGGCUUGUGGACGCAAGUGGCUUCUUGAGAACAUUGUGGGCGCAUCGGGUGUACUGGUCAUGCUCGCGGAUAAGGUUGCUGGCCCUAAACUCAGAAUUGUUUCGACAAUGUCUGUUGGCUAUGAACAUGUUGAUUUGCAGCAAUUAACAGAUCGAGGCGUGAGACUCGGUUACACCCCCGACGUCCUCACCGACGCAGUCGCUGACCUGUCCAUCAUGCUCGCACUGAUGGCCGGACGCAAUUCCCGCGAGACCAUGUCAGUGUGGCCCAGCUACCCGUGGUCGCCAUUCGCAUUCUGCGGGCCCCAGCUCAGCGCAAACUGGCUGCACCCGACCCGCACGGCGGGCUUUAUUGGCUUCGGCCGCAUCGCCCAGGCGACGCUCGCGCGGCUCGUGCCCUUCGGCUUCACGCACUGCCUGUACACGGGCAACCCCGCGUCCGCGCCAACGCCAGAACGCGACGCCACACUCGCGCGCACCCUCGGCGUAGAGAGCGUGCGCCGCGUCGCACUCGCGGAGUUGGCGCGCGAGAGCGACGUCGUGUUCGUGCUGGCGCCGGGCGCGCCGAGCCUCCGACACGUCGUCGACGCGGCGUUCCUGCGCGGGAUGAAGAAGACCGCCGUGCUCGUCAACACGGCGCGCGGGACGCUGGUCGACUCGGACGCGCUCGCGCUCGCGCUGCGCGAGGGCUGGCUCUGGGGCGCGGGGAUCGACGUCGUGGAGGGUGAGCCGCACGUCGGGGCGGACCACCCGCUUGUGAAGGAGCCAAGGUGUGUUGUGCUGCCUCAUAUUGGGAGUGCAACGACGGAGACGCGGUUGGGAAUGGCUACAAUGGCUGCGAAGAACCUGAUUUCUGGUGUCCUCGGCGAUACCAUGCCGGCAGAACUGUCCAUAACACGGUAG
Postia placenta MAD-698-R-SB12 is the source of this 1005-nucleotide messenger RNA. RefSeq lists its product as hypothetical. Gene Ontology annotation, molecular function: hydroxypyruvate reductase [NAD(P)H] activity; glyoxylate reductase (NADPH) activity; NAD binding. Gene Ontology annotation, cellular component: cytosol. The record is from RefSeq and is a predicted model, not a curated record. The coding region runs from base 1 to 1005 and encodes 334 amino acids. The transcript is spliced from 7 exons. Lineage: Eukaryota; Fungi; Basidiomycota; Agaricomycetes; Polyporales; Adustoporiaceae.